This is a messenger RNA of Procambarus clarkii (red swamp crayfish), 3134 nucleotides long. The record is from RefSeq and is a predicted model, not a curated record. Lineage: Eukaryota; Metazoa; Arthropoda; Malacostraca; Decapoda; Cambaridae.
AGCACUCUAGGGUCCAUGUGUGGUCAAGAUGGCGACGCAAGCGGCCGCGGCGCUCCUCGACGAGCUAAUGGGAAGGGCCAGGAAUGUCCUUCCCGAGGAGAGGAAUCAGUCACUCAGCUGGGAUUCACCAGAAGUGUGCCGCCACUUCUUGGUGAAGUUCUGUCCACAUGACCUCUUUACAAAUACCAAAUCAGAUCUUGGUCCAUGUGAGAAAACAAUACACGAUGAGGACCUUAAGCGCGAGUUUGAAUCGUCCAAUUCCUACCGCCGCUCGGCCUUUGAAGAUGAGUUUGUCAGAUAUGCAGAAUCUAUGCUUACAGAUGUAGAUAAAAGAAUUAGAAAAGGAAAACAACGACUUUCUCUAUCUGUUAAGGAUGCAUUGGAUAGUAGCACCACUGGUGAUGGACGGGUUGAUGAGCAACUGGAAUUGCUUUCUGAGAGAAUAACAGGAUUGGUUAGUGAAGCCGAGCGUUUGGGAUGUGAAGGCAAUGUUGAAGAAGCACAAGGUCUACUUAAACUGUGUGAUCAGCUGCGGGAAGAAAGAGAUCAACUUCGCCGCAGCAGCGAGAACUCUGUGUGGCAUCAGGCUGCAGAGAUGGCAGCGUCUCAGGAGAAACAGAUGGAGGUGUGUGAAGUAUGUGGUGCAUUUCUCAUUGUUGGCGAUGCUCAACAGCGGAUUGAUGACCAUCUGACUGGCAAACAGCAUGUUGGAUUUGCUAAGCUCCGUCAAGCCAUCCAGGAGAUUAGAGAUAGUCGAGAGAAGGCAAGAACCGAGCGAGAGUUGCUUCGUGAAAAGGAACGAGAGGAGAGACACAUGGCAUUGAUAGAAGAGGAGAAGAGAAAGGAAAAAGAAAGAGACGAUAGACGGAAAAAAGAAGAGGAAAGGAAACGCAUGAGCCGGGAUAGAGAAAGAAGAGAGCUAAGUCGAGACAGGGAUCGUGAAAGAAUGAGGGAUCGGGAUCGGGACCGAGACCGAGACCGCGAUCGUGACAACAGGGACAGAAGGUGUUCAAAUAGCAGAGACCGCAGACAUUCACGCAGUAGAGAAAGGAGUUACAGAAGCUCUCACUCCAAGGACAGAGAUAGACGAGACAGGGAGAGGGACAGACAUCAUCGCUCACGCAGUCGUGAACCUGACCGCAGGAGAUAUAGGGAGGAGAAUGGGCAUGUACAAGCACGUAACUACUGAUGGCAACAGGGCUUAGGGAGGAAACCGAGAGGGAGACGUGGAGAGACAAGGCAGAAGAACAGGGCAUGAAGGCUUAAGCAGUGAGUGAUCUCCGCUUGAGGAUUAUUUCUACCCAAAACUUACCAUUGUCAAUGGCCACGAGUGAGAAAUAAUGAAUUUAGUGGAUUUUGUGGCAAGUAUUUGAUAACCUUGACACUUUGUGGUUAUGGGCAUGAAUACCAGUACCGUGUUAAUGCCUGCUCGGCUGCAGUCCUCUGCCUUGUCUACUUUAGAGCAUCAAUAUCUCUCAGUGAAGGGGAAUCAUUUUUCAUGCAUAUUGAGGUAAGGUUUCUAUUUCUAGAGACACGUAUAGAUAUGUGUAAACAGGGCAAUGUCUUUAAAUGUUACGGGCUUUUUGCCCAAAAUAAUGUGUUAGUUUAAAUUUCAGUGGGCAGAGGCACUAUACAUUUCAAUGUGCAAUGUAAUUUUAAACAACUCAACACACACAAACCAAAAGAUGCCAUGUUAAGGUCUGGGUAAAUUUAAUAGAGUAACUGUAUUGUACAUUGAUUUGAUUUGACAUUGUGAAGAAUCUUUACUUAUAGUCUAUCACAAAUAUCAUUUAGGUCAUUUGGGAUUUACUCAUCUGUAUUGUUUUAAGCUUUUGUAUUUAUUUCAUAUUUAUUGUCCUGAUCCAAUAAUUCAGGUUUUCUUGACCACACCUACUGUCUUACCAGUCGAGCCUAUUGUCGUUGGUGUAGCCGAACAAGGCUUUGUCUGUACCACUUAAUUUGUCUCUAGAGGUAAGUGGGUGUUUUACAGUGACCAUGAAAACGUGCUUUACAGCAAACCCUAUCAUAAAAUUAUUCAUGUAGAGGAACAGUAACCUAUUGGAAUGGACUUUUGUUUGCUUGAAAGGGCAUAUUGGUAUUACUGGAAGGUAAAAAAAAUUGUUCGAUUCAUCUAAUAUACCGGUACAGUGCAGAUAGGGAGAACAGUCUCUGUAGGACUUCAUCUUUUCCAGUCCAUGAUAUUGAGUGGAUAUAUGUUCUGCACAGUUUCUCUUACAUUUUAUGUACAUGUUUCUCAUUGUAGUAUGGUUUUCUUGUGCACUAUAUGCCUGCUUGAUAUAUACCAGUAAGUUAACAAAACUUAAAAAAAAGACAUUACAUAUAAAAUGAAGGAUAAAUCUGGUAUAUAUCGGUGGGCUUUGUGAAUCUCAUGUUUGAAACCUUUGUUUCCUUGUGACCUUUACCAAACAAAAUUUCACUCAAUUCCUUGUUUAGAAUACCAAAAUAUUAAUGUGCUUUGUCAGUUAGAUAGUUAGGUUGUAAGAAAUACUGAUAAGUACUAUAAAGUAAUAUAUCCUUGGAUUUCACAGGAUUACCUUCUGGACCGAGCAAGGAAAACUCCAAGCUGUGUGUGAAGUACACUCAUGUGGGGACUAAACUAGAAGUGUGGUCUGUCGGAGAAUGAAGAAUUCAGGACGUGCCUUCAGUCGCCACUUUGUUUAGCCAGGUGAUCCCCCUCCUUUCACACUCCCUUCUCUGCCUCCCCCACUCGGCCUCUUCCCAGCCCUACCCAUCUUGACUUCCCUGAUGGGCAUUCAUAGGUUCAACAAUGAUUUUAUAAAUCAUGAGUUAGUGUAUAUUUUUUCUUUAAGGUAUUAUUGUAUAAUAGAUACAAUAGUGAUGUUCUGUAACAAACAUUGUUUGAAUGUAAAAUUUUAUAUUAUAUACAGUUUGCUUACAGUCCACACUAUGUGUACUUCUUGAUGUUAAUGCUAGGGUGAUGAAGCAUCUUUCCUGUUCAUCUUAGUUUAGGUGCGAUAACCUCUUCAAACAGAGUUGUGAUGCUGUUUAAGGAAGUUCGUUGGUUGUCCGGUCACAUUCCAUCAGUUAUCUCAUCUCUCCACUCUAGUAAGGUGAGAUAUUGUGAAUUGUGUCAAUAAAUGUAUAGAUCAUUA